Molecule: messenger RNA, 2251 nt
Organism: Dalotia coriaria
Lineage: Eukaryota; Metazoa; Arthropoda; Insecta; Coleoptera; Staphylinidae
Product: lachesin-like
Exons: 9
Coding region: 195-1568 (457 amino acids)
Cellular component (GO): neuron projection
Source: RefSeq, a predicted model, not a curated record
GCGGCGCUUCCACCGCCUUCGGUGCAGUGCACGCGCCCGAGCGCAUCUCAACACCCGCGAUACGCGCACAAUAAACGCACAAAAUAAACUUUAUCAACAAAAUUUUAAAAAAAAAUUUCGGAAAUAAUUAGUGUUAGUUAAAAAUUAAAAAUAAAUAAACUAUUCCAUAUCGUCGGGCAGCGGAGAUGUGAAGCAUGUUUGUGGAGCCGGCGACGACUGCCGCCGCGCCGCUGGUGCUGCUUCUACUAGCCACUACCAUUGGUGUGGCAUAUCAGCCUGACUUUCAGGAGCCAAUCACGAAUCUAACUGUGCCCAUGGGAAGAGAUGCGACGUUUCGAUGUCUUGUCCACCAUCUGGGUGGCUAUCGGGUGGGUUGGGUGAAAGCCGACACGAAGGCAAUCCAGGCCAUUCACGACCACGUCAUCACACACAACUCGCGGGUGUCAGUCUCGCACAACGACCACACCAUCUGGAACCUGCAUAUCAAAAGCGUGCAGGAAGAGGACCGCGGGCAGUACAUGUGUCAGAUCAACACGGAUCCAAUGAAGAGUCAGUUGGGUACUUUGGAUGUAGUGGUACCGCCAGAUUUCAUUUCGGAGGAGACGUCCGGAGACAUCAUGGUGCCCGAGGGCGGAAUCGUGAAGCUGGCGUGCAAAGCGCGAGGCCAUCCAGCUCCGCACGUACUCUGGCGGCGUGAGGACGGUGAAGAUAUCAUCGUGCGCGAACCCAACGGACAGCGUAUCCGCGCCGUGUCCUAUCAGGGCGAGAUGCUGAAACUCGUCAAAAUAUCCCGGACGGAAAUGGGUGCCUACAUGUGUAUCGCAUCCAAUGGAGUACCACCGACUGUAAGCAAACGGAUUAUGGUAAAUGUACACUUCCAUCCGGUGAUACACGUGCCCAACCAGCUGGUGGGCGCUCCGCUCAACACUGACGUCGUCCUCGAGUGCUACGUUGAAGCCUCUCCGAAAUCCAUUAACUAUUGGGUCCGCGACACGGCCAUACCCGGUGGCGGCGGCAUGGUCAUCUCGAGCGCCAAACACGAGGUGAAGACGAACAGCAAGUCGCUCUUUGAGACCAAAAUGAUUCUCAUCGUGCGCCAUCUUAUGCCGGACGACCUCGGCAGCUACAAGUGUAUUGCGAAGAAUUCUCUCGGGGAAGUUGAGAGCAGUAUUCGGGUUUAUGAAAUCCCAGGCCCGACACGAAUCGUUGCCCCGCCGGACGAAGAAGACUACAACGACCAAAUCGGCUCCGCAGAGCGUGACCAGGACGAAGAAGUCUCCAACAGCGUGGCGGACCGCAGCCCGCACUCCAGCGGUGCAUCCUCAUCCUCCUCUUCAUCGGCGUCUUCGUCUUCAGGCGGCAGUAACGUGAUUGCGGUGCACGCCGGUGGCGCUCCACCGACCGUAGCAACACCACGGGGCACUUCGCUCAUGAACCACGUCCCCGUUGACCCGGCGCCCAACACCGCCACCCACCCAUUCUUCCAUUCUGCCAAAUUUAUCGAUACUGAGAUCAUCGCGCUAUUCCUUCUCUAUGCGACGAUGCACUUCCGGCGACGUCGAAUAUGAUCACGCAAAUCAGCCGUCAGCGUACACUUUGUGUAGUGACAAUAAUCAUCAUGUUCAAUUUGUAUAAUUUAUUUUUUUACUCCAGUCUACUACGUUGAGCGUUCAAAACUAGAUGAUUUAUUUGUUAAAAAGAAAAAGUUUCGAGUUGUAUAAAUGAUUAUUACGUACAUAGUUGUCGAGAAUAUUGUAUAAUAUGAGAUAUAUAAGUGUUGGAUUGGUUGCUGAUAUAAAACUAGCUUGUAUGUAUGGUUGCAUUGCGUAAGCUACUGUAAACUACUCGACUUGAACACGGAGGCAACGUGGCAAAAUGAAAGCGUGUGAGUGCAAGCAUAAAAUAUUGAAUGUGAGUUGUGUGUGACAGUUUUGCGGAUGAAUGUGGGAUCAUGUAUAAAGAUGUGGAACGGUUGAGACCAUACAGUAUGUUGCCUUAUAAUGUAUGUCAAAUGAAUCGUAGAUUCACAAAUCGAAAAAAAAACAUGUAAAAUUACUACAGAACAUAAGACAUGAACGAACUAGAUCAAAUUUUAGCGCAUACUAAGUACAUAACGAAUAUAUUAAGGUGUAAUUACACGCAAGUAAACCAAAAGAAAAAAAAAUGAAGAAAACAUGACGAUGAAGAAUUUAUGAAGUUGUUCGCUGGAUAUGUUAUUGUAUAUCAAAGGCAUCUGUUAAUAUAUCUUAUG